This is a messenger RNA of Anolis carolinensis (green anole), 3998 nucleotides long. Its product is annotated as adenosine receptor A3. Gene Ontology annotation, biological process: G protein-coupled adenosine receptor signaling pathway. Lineage: Eukaryota; Metazoa; Chordata; Lepidosauria; Squamata; Anolidae. Gene Ontology annotation, cellular component: synapse; plasma membrane; dendrite. Gene Ontology annotation, molecular function: G protein-coupled adenosine receptor activity. The record is from RefSeq and is a predicted model, not a curated record. Bases 1489 to 2424 code for a protein of 311 amino acids. The transcript is spliced from 2 exons.
GUACAGAUGAAAACUGGAACACCUAUGAUCAAACAAAACCAGAGUGCACCCAAGAUGGGAAACAAGAAAGAACACAUAAGCCAGGAGAGAUUGCAGAAGUUGGCUUUUGCCCCAGCUUACGCACAAAGAGAAGAACUGGAGCCUUCCUAAAUUUAAAGGGUUAUAUCAAGUGUCAGAGUAAUUGGAUAGAGCCAAAAUGAUUGGUCUGGAAUGAAUUUCAAUGUUAGAAUUUCUCAAUAAAUAAUGUGACCAAUGUGGGCUUCUUUUAUCUACUGGAACAAUCACUGUCCUUAGUCAGAAAUAUGGGUCUUUGGUUGGUAUAAAAUCUUCUUUAGGUGGUAUAUCACCCCGGCAAAACUGGCAAAAUUUGAUAAGAGGAAGAAGGGGGAAGAGUGCUGGAAAUGCAGGAAAGAAAAAGGGGAUUUUUUCCACAUGUGGUGGGGGUGUAAGAAGAUCAAAGGAUUCUGGAGAAUAAUUCACAAGGAGAUGGAGAUAAUAAUACAAAAAAAUUCAUGUUUAAACCGGAAUACUUACUAUUAGGUCUAACGGACUUUUCUAUGGACUUAAAUAAUGAAAAACUUUUUAUUUAUAUGAUAAGCGCAGCAAGAAUUGUAAUUGUGAAGCAAUGGAAGACACCGGAAAUACUGUCACUAGAACAAUGGACAUUGAAAUUGAUGGAUAUACAAAACAUGGACAUGCUAACGCAGCUAAUCUCACCAAAAUUUCAAACAAGGACAAAAACGGACUGGAGCAAUUUAAGUAAAUAUUUAAGGGAAAAAAGGAACCUGGAAAUAUAGAAGGAACUACUGUAAGAAUAGAUACUCUCAGGUCUUAGGAAAACAAGCUCGGGAAAAAAUAGGAAAGAUAAGAAAUAAAUGGCAGAGCAGUGGAGCUGGAAGACAAUACAGAAAGGAGGGAGGGGUAUGGGAAACUGGGGUUUCAGUGGUGUAUUUCAUAUAUAUGUGUUGUUGUUUUUUUUGUCUUUUUUGUUGUUGUUUCUUUUUUGGAUUUGACUUGCCUCCUUUCUAUCCCUUUUUAUGUACAGUAAUAACUACAAAUAAAAUGGUUAAAAAAAAAAGAAAUAUGGGUCUUUUCUACUUUUCUAAUUCAGUCUUAUGUGUGUUGGUCUUUAAUAUUUACUUUAUAUUUUUUACCAUGUCUAUUUAGUAAAAAGAGGAAACGUGUUAUUGCCACAUUUUAGCUGUGAUAACAUUUCCAGAACGAGUAAUAAUGAAAACAAAGACUUCCUCUUCAUUGCUUCGUUUCUUAGAAUCUAAAAGUGCUUAUCUGUGGAUUAGUGUGGUAAUAGGUUCUGAAGAAGCUGUGACAUUGUGUCAUAAGGUUCAUUGUUCCUGCUGCUUUAUUAUACCAAAUUAGCCAAGAUACUUAGCAAAACGUGCUUUGCUCUAGAAACAGGCUCCUACCUCAAGUUAUUCACAUCAGUGGCCUCUUCACACUUGAGAAAAAACAAAGCCCCGGUUUCCCAAAAUGUCGGAAAAUUUGAGAAAUGUUUACAUUGCCUUUGAGGUCAUGAUUGCAGUGCUUGCUAUCUUGGGCAACGUCCUGGUCAUCUGGGUGCUGAAAAUAAACCAGGGGUUUCAGAAGACCAUCUUCUACUUCAUCAUCUCGCUAGCAGUAGCUGAUAUUGCUGUUGGGCUUGUCAUGCCAGCGACCAUCGUAGUGUCUUUAAGACUGCAGAUGCCAUACAAAGCCUGUCUAUUCAUGUGCUGCCUGCCUGUGACUUUCACUCAAGCCUCCAUCAUGUCUUUGCUUGCCAUAGCAAUUGACAGAUAUCUCAGAGUAAGACUACUCAUCAGGUAUAAAUUGAUAACCACUGAGAGAAGAAUUCGUGUGGCUUUGGGAACAACUUGGCUCUUGUCAAUGCUAGUAGGAUUUACUCCCAUGUUUGGCUGGGGAAAAGAAAUACCAAGAAACACAAGCAACGUGCAAUGUCUGUUCACCAAUGUUAUGAAAAUGGAAUACCUGGUGUACCUCAGCUUCUUCACUGGCACUCUUGUCCCGCUGGUUGUCAUGUGUGUCCUUUACGCAAGACUUUUCUGUAUUAUCCGAUCAAAGCUGAAACUAUGUUCAUGCAGUGGAAGAGGACAAAGUGUAUUUUACAAACAUGAAUUUAAGACAGCCAAAUCUUUGUCUCUGGUCCUCUUUUUCUUUGCCAUCUGUUGGUUGCCAAUGUGUAUUCUGAACUGUUUCACACUUUUCUGCCCCAGUCUCUGGCUCCCAGAUUAUGUGGUUUACUGUGCUAUCGUACUCUCGCACUCCAAUUCUGUCAUGAACCCCAUUAUCUAUGCUUUCAGGAUAAAGAAGUUCCGAAAAACUUGCAUCCAGAUUUUUAGAACCUAUUUUCUGAAAGUGGACACAGAACAGGAUGCAUCUGAUGGACAUACUUCAUCUGACCCAUUGUAGGUGCCUUAUACCAAAUCAACCAUUGAUUGAUCGAUCAAAUAUAUUCUAUGCUGACAAGUUGCUAACCAAGGGCUCACAAAAGGCCUCAAACCUGCUUAAUGCAAAUCUAUAUUCAACUGGAGAUGCCUAGAACUGAUUUUCAAUCCUGCCCUGAGUUAACACCACAUCUUCGCCAGGAACUGGACAGGGGGAGUGUGUCCCUGCUGGUUCUGCUGGACCUCUCAGCAGCCUUCGAUACCGUCGAUCACGGUAUCCUUCUGGGAUGCCUUGCGGGAAUGGGACUUGGAGGUACUGUUCUGCAGUGGCUCCACUCAUUCCUGGAGGGUCGGUCCCAGAUGGUGUCAUUGGGGGACACAUGCUCGGCCCCACAACCGUUGACUUGUGGGGUCCCGCAGGGCUCUGUGUUGUCUCCCAUGUUGUUUAACAUCUACAUGAAGCUGCUGGGAGAGAUCAUCAGGAGAUUCGGGGUCCGGUGUCUGAUGUCCAGCUCUGUCACUCCUUCCCACCUGUCACUAAGGAGGCUGUCCAGGUCUUGAACCGGUGCUUGGCCGCUGUGUCGGACUGGAAGAGGGCCAACAAAUUGAAAUUGAAUCCAGACAAGACAGAGGUCCUCCUGGUCAGUUGGAAGGCCGAACAGUGUAUAGGGUUACAGCCUGUGCUGGAUGGGGUCACAUUCCCCCUGAAGGCACAGGUGCGCUGUCUGGGGGUAAUCCUAGACUCAUCGUUGAGCCUGGAGCCCCAGGUCUCAGCGGUGGUAAGGGGAGCCUUCGCACAAUUAAAACUUGUGCGCCAGCUGCGACUGUACCUUGGGAAGCCGGACUUGGCCACGGUGGUCCACGCUCUUGUUACAUCCCGUUUAGACUACUGCAACGCACUCUACGUGGGGCUGCCUUUGAAGACUGUUCGGAAGCUUCAAUUAGUCCAACGGGAGGCUGCCAGGUUAAUAACUGGAGCAGCGUACAGGGAGCGUACCACUCCUCUGUUACGCCAGCUCCACUGGCUGCCGAUUAGCUUUCGAGCACAAUUCAAGGUGCUGGCUUUAGCCUAUAAAGCUAUAAACGGUUCCGGCCCAGCUUAUCUGUCCGAGCGUGUCUCCCGCUAUGACCCACCUCGAAGCUUAAGAUCAGAGGCCCUGCUUGCGGUCCCGUCAGCCUCACAGGUGCGGCUGGCGGGGACGAGAGACAGGGCCUUUUCAGUAGUGGCUCCCCGCCUAUGGAAAGCCCUUCCCAUUGAAGUCAGGCAGGCUCCCUCCCUCCUGUCUUUCCGAAAGAGAACAAAAACGUGGUUAUGGGACCAGGCAUUUGAGCAUGAGUAGCAGCAAAAAUGAGAUAUGAAUAUAUGACCUGACAGACCCCACCUGGACAUGGAAAGUGCCUUAAAUGUAUAAUUAUUAUACAUUUAAUAAUCUUUUUAAUGUAUAUUCUUAAUUUUAUUGUAAUUUUUAAUCUUGAUGGAUUUUUAAAUUUGAUGAAAACUGUUUUUGAUGUGUAUGUUUAUAUUGUAAGCUGCCCUGAGUCCCCUGAUGGGUGAGAAGGGCGGAGUAGAAGUGAUGUAAUAAAUAAAUAAAUAAAUAA